Trichomonas vaginalis G3 is the source of this 567-nucleotide messenger RNA. Its product is annotated as retrograde vesicle-mediated transport, Golgi to ER. Bases 1 to 567 code for a protein of 188 amino acids. The record is from RefSeq and is a predicted model, not a curated record. The transcript has a single exon. NCBI's taxonomy places the organism in Eukaryota, Parabasalia, Trichomonadida, Trichomonadidae. Gene Ontology annotation, molecular function: GTP binding; GTPase activity.
AUGAAAGUUAAGAUUGUUCUUCUCGGUCCAAUGUCCGUUGGAAAAACCGCACUAUGUAAUAGAUUCAAGUAUGAUAAGUUCGAACAGAAUUACCAAGUAACUAUCGGCGCUGGCAUUAUUGACUAUCAGACCAAAGUAAACGGUAAAUCUGUUGAUGUACAAAUAUGGGAUACUGCUGGAAUGGAAAGGCACAGAUCAUUAAGUCCUUUGUAUUACAGAGACGCUGAUGCGGGAAUAUUUGUUUACGAUAUUUCAGAAAAAGGCUCAAUCAAUCAGUUAGAAAGAUUUUAUGAUGAAUUUAUGGCUCAAAACGAUCGUGGUUUUCAUGGAAUAGUUGUUGCCAAUAAGUCUGAUUUAAACAAAAAUGAAGCUGCACUGGAAGAAGGAAACAAAUGGGCUACUAUGCAUGGUUGUGAAUUUACGACGGCAUCAGCUAAAAUCGGCGAAGGAGUUGCAGAAGCAUUCAAUAAAGCAAUAAUGGGAGCAGUCCUGCGUUCAACAAAUACAGCAACAAAAAGCAUUAUACUUAAGAAUGCCGAUGAUGAUGAAAAGAAGGGAUGCUGCUAG